AUGGAUCGGUAUCCAAUAGAUGCAGAUGAGGAGUCCUCAUUAUCAACGUUCGGUCGACGUUCUUCAUGGUCGGACGCUUCCAUGGAUCAUUUAUCGGAUUUAUUCGAUAGCAACAGCAGUUUCGGGGAUUGGAGUGAAUGCAAUAGCGAUUUCGAAGAAGAUGGACCAAGUUUUCAACAACAACUUUGCGAGCUAUUCAUAACAAUUGGAUUAGAGCAAUCGAAAGGCACAGCCAUUCUGAAGCUAUUACGGCAACAUCCAUGUUUGUCAUAUUUACCUGCUGAUCAUCGUACGCUAGUUAAUACUCCACAGGAAAAGCUUCAAUUAAAAAGAGUGGAACCUGGGGAGUAUUUGCAUUUGGGAGUAGAAAAAAAAAUAGUGGAUUUUCUGGAAGAAUCUUGUAUUUCCCCCAUGCCUGAAUUCUUACAUAUGGAUUUCAAUACCGAUGGUGCAAAUUUAGAUAACAAUGGAUUCAUAGUACUUUGGCCGAUCCAGGUUAGAAUUGUAAAUAUUCCCAACAGUACUCCGAUUAUUGUGGGUAUCUACAAAGGCAACAAGAAACCGGUAGACACACAUUUAUUUAUGGAAGACUUUGUUAAUGAAACCAACGCAAUAUUGACGAAUGGAGGAAUUAUGUAUAACAACCAGAGGAUUAGAGUAGUGUUACGGUGUUUUAUAGCCGAUGCCCCAGCUAGAGCAAUGAUUUUAAAUCAUUUAUAUCACACUGGCCACAAUAGUUGCUCUAAAUGUGAUGAAACGGGAUCACCGAGGACGGAUGAAGAUUACAGAAAUCAAAUUGACGAAGGACAUCAUCAUGGGCCCAGUGCGAUAGAAUCAUUACCAAUUGAUCUGGUGCAACAGGUUACAUUCGAUUACAUGCAUCUUGCAUUAUUAGGUGCGGCCAAGAGACAAACUUGGGCAACGAUAAAAGGUGUACCAGACCUAUCAAAGCAUGUAAAAUUAUCAGCUCUAGACAUACACACGAUUAAUGCAAGACUUCUUAUAAUCUGA
Messenger RNA from Fopius arisanus, 1011 nucleotides. NCBI's taxonomy places the organism in Eukaryota, Metazoa, Arthropoda, Insecta, Hymenoptera, Braconidae. The record is from RefSeq and is a predicted model, not a curated record.